CGGAGCGCGGGGACCUCGGAGGGAACCCGGCGCGGCGGAUGCGGCGGGCACCAUGAACUCCCCAGCCGGGCUGCUGUCGGGGGCUGCAUCUCCCAGUGGCGAGGAUGGCUUCUUCCCCUUUGUGAUGGAGCGGCGGGACUCGUUCCUGGGGGGUGGCCCCGGACCCGAGGAGCCCGCUGACCUCGCCCUGCAGCUGCAGCAGAAGGAAAAGGACCUGUUGCUGGCUGCAGAACUGGGCAAGAUGCUUCUGGAACGCAGCGAGGAGCUGCAGCGGCGGCUGGAGGCGCUGAGCGCGCAGCACGCAGAGCGGGAAGAACGGCUGCAGCAGGAGAACCACGAGCUCCGCCGCGGUCUGGAAGCGCAGGGCGCCGAGUGGGAAGCGCGGGCCGGGGAGCUGGAGGGCGACGUGCAGGCCCUGCGCGCGCAGCUGGGGGAGCAGCGCUCCGAGCAGCAGGACAGCGGACGCGAGCGGGCGCGGGCCCUGGGCGAGCUCAGUGAGCAGAACCUCCGGCUCAGCCAGCAGCUGGCUCAGGCUUCCCAGACAGAGCAGGAGCUGCAGCGCGAGCUGAACGGCCUUCGUGGGCAGUGCCAGGCACAGGCCCUCGCAGGGGCAGAGCUAAGGGCACGGCUGGAGAGUCUGCAGGGGGAGAACCAGAUGCUGCAGAGCCGCCGGCAGGACCUGGAGGCGCAGAUCCGAGGCCUGCGGGAGGAGGUGGAGCAGGGCCAGGGCCGGCUGCGGGCAAACCACGAGGAGCUGCUGCUGCUGCGGAGGGAGAAGCGGGAGCACAGCCUGGAGCUGGAGCGCGCGCGCGCCGAGGCCGGGGAGGCGCUGAGCGCCCUGCGGAGGCUGCAGCGGCGCGUCUCUGAGCUGGAGGAGGAGUCACGCCUCCAGGAAGCCGACGUGUCGGGGGCUUCGCUGCAGUCGGAGCUCGCCCACAGCCUAGACGGCGAGCAGGCCCAGGGCCAGGACACGGAAGGCCGCGCGAGCCCCCCGACCACGCCAUCCCCGGAGACCCAGGAGCCGUGCGCAUCGGAGCCCCCCAGGAAGCGAGCAUCCCUGAGUCCGGGGGAGGUGCUGGAGGAGAAGGAGGCGGAAGUGGCCCUGCUGCAGGAUGAGAUCGCUCUGCAGCGGACAGAGCUACAGGCCCUGCGCGAGGAGCUGCAGAGGCAGAAGGAGCUGCGGGCGCAGGAGGACCCCGAGGCGGCGCUAAGCAGCGCCCUCUCGGACCGGGACGAGGCUGUGAGCAAGGCGCUCGAGCUGAGCCUGGAGCUCAGCCGCGUGUCGCUGGAGCGGGACUCCCUGUCGCGGGAGCUGUUUCGCGCCAUCCGCCAGAAGGUGGCGCUGACGCAGGAGCUGGAAGCCUGGCAGGACGACAUGCAGGUGGUCAUCGGGCAGCAGCUGCUGUCGCAGCGCCAGAAGGAGCUGAGCGGCCCGGGGCCCGCGCCUCGCCGCGCCGCGCCCCGCUUUUCGCUGCGCCUGGGCCCGGGGCCGGCCCGCGGCUUCCUCAGCAGCCUCUUCCGAAGGACCUGAGGCCCCGGCCGCGGGCGCUGCGCUCGCCCCCUCUGGAGCUCUUGCCGCUGGCCAAAGGAGCGGCCAGGCCUGGGUGGUCUCCCGUGGGGGGCCGGUGCCCUCCGGGGAGUCUGG
Messenger RNA from Sorex fumeus (smoky shrew), 1645 nucleotides. It is a transcript of the gene BICDL2, whose product is annotated as BICD family like cargo adaptor 2. The coding region runs from base 53 to 1531 and encodes 492 amino acids. Lineage: Eukaryota; Metazoa; Chordata; Mammalia; Eulipotyphla; Soricidae. The transcript is spliced from 10 exons. The record is from RefSeq and is a predicted model, not a curated record. Gene Ontology annotation, biological process: Golgi to secretory granule transport; vesicle transport along microtubule.